Molecule: messenger RNA, 502 nt
Organism: Rotaria sp. Silwood1
Lineage: Eukaryota; Metazoa; Rotifera; Eurotatoria; Philodinida; Philodinidae
Source: the annotation of a GenBank genome assembly
AUGGAAAUCGAUCAAGAGGAUUCAAGUAAUGUUUUUUUCGGCAAUACUAUUCCUGGUUUAGAUAUAUUAAAUGAAAUCAAUUUAGGUCAUGUGGCACGUGGUUCUUCAUUGAAUGCAACAGCACGAUGUUUAGUUCGUACUGCAUAUGGUGAAACAGCAUCAUUUAAUGAUUUAGCUUCAGGAGGAUUUGAUCUUCUUUUAAGUAAGAUUAAUAAAAGACAUUCAAUCAUUAUUUUAGUAUUUCAAAUCUAUAUUUUCAGCUUUUAUUGCCCGAAUUCAUCAAAUAAAUGUUGCAUCUGUCAUUGCAGACAGUCAAUAAAUCAAGAACUCUUUACAGCAAAUGAAACACGACAACAACAAAAAAACCUUCUCGACCAGAUCAUCCAUUACAUUAUCAAAACGAGAAAUUUCGACAACAGUUCAACCAUCAUUAUUAUCGAAUAAAGAACAUGAUGAUGAUGAUGAUGACGACGACGAACUUUGAAACAUAGAUUUUUGUGGC